AUGAAGUUGGUGAAUGAGCAGCAGAACAACUGGGACACAUUCCUUGAUGCCACACUGUUCUCUUUGAGGUCAACCAAACACACCCCAUUCCAGUUGAUGUAUGGGCGGGAGGCUGUGUUCCCCUCAGAGGUGCCUGUAGAUUAUCCUUGCAGCAGGAGACAAUCAUGGCACUUUCUUGACCCACCAAUCGAAAACAAGUGGAGGAAAAAUCAAGAGGCUUUUGGAGGAUUUGAAGAAGGGAAAAAUAGCAGAUUCACCAGGACACUGCCAAAUGUGACAGCUACACACCAAUGGAACUUGAGAGUGAGAAGGUGCUUGACAUACAAACAGAACAGAGCAAUGAGGGUAUGCCCCAUUGUACAAAGAAGAGCUAAAUGA
Molecule: messenger RNA, 378 nt
Organism: Knipowitschia caucasica
Lineage: Eukaryota; Metazoa; Chordata; Actinopteri; Gobiiformes; Gobiidae
Source: the annotation of a GenBank genome assembly